Molecule: messenger RNA, 3725 nt
Organism: Corylus avellana
Lineage: Eukaryota; Viridiplantae; Streptophyta; Magnoliopsida; Fagales; Betulaceae
Source: RefSeq, a predicted model, not a curated record
AAAAAAAAACUCUUUAUUGCUCCCAAUCUCUGAAACCCUAAAAAAUCAAAAAAGCUCUAGCUCCGCGAAUUCUUCAGGGUGGGGUUACUGUUCGAAUGGCAGAUGUUGCUGGAAAUGUACUGCUGCUAACAAUGGAGGGUGCCGAUGCAACAAAACUGUUCCAGAUAAUUUUGAAGUACAUGGGAGUUGAUUCAUCUGAUCGAGUUACUUCAGCAAAUUUAGAUGAACGGAUUGAGCUUGUUGGAAAAUUAUACAAGCAUACUCUGAAAAGUUCAGAGCUCCGAGAUGAACUUUUUGUGCAGAUUUUAAAACAAACAAGAUGUAAUCCUGAUAGGCAAUACUUGCUCAAAGCAUGGGAGUUGAUGUAUUUGUGUGCUUAUUCCAUGCCUCCUAGUAAGGACAUUGGUGGAUAUCUAUCAGAGUAUGUUCAUAUUGUGGCCCAUGGUGUGGGUAUGGAUUCCGAGGUUCAAGUGCUUGCAUUAAAAACAUUAAGUGCUUUGAAGCAUGCUGUUAAGGCUGGUCCCAGGCAUACAAUACCAGCUCAAGAGGAGAUUGAGGCUCUUUUAACUGGUCGAAAACUUACAACUAUAGUAUUUUUCUUGGAUGAAACUUUUAAAGAAAUCACGUAUGACAUGGCAACCACUGUGGCUGAUGCUGUUGAGGAGCUUGCAUGGAUAAUUAAACUGUCAGCAUACUCUAGCUUUAGUCUGUUUGAAUGCCGUAAAGUUGUUACGGGCUCUAAAUCACCUGAUCCUGGGAAUGAGGAGUAUAUUGCGCUAGAUGAUAACAAAUACGUUGGCGAUCUGCUAGCGGAAUUCAAGGCAGCAAAGGAUCAAACUGAAGCAGAAAAUUUGCAUUGCAACUUGACAUUUAAAAAAAAGCUAUUUCGUGAAUCAGAUGAAGCUGUGACAGAUCCAAUGUUUGUGCAGUUGUCCUAUGUUCAAUUGCAACAUGAUUAUAUAUCGGGCAAUUAUCCUGUUGGAAGGGAUGAUGCUGCGCAGCUGUCUGCACUGCAGAUCUUGGUUGAGAUUGGAUUUGUUGAUAACCCUGAAUCAUGCACCGACUGGAAUUCACUUUUGGAACGAUUCCUUCCGAGACAAAAUGCUAUAAACCUAGCAAAGCGGGAAUGGGAAUUGGAUAUUCUUUCUCGUUACCGUUCUAUGGAACAUUUGACAAAAGACGAUGCGAGACAACAAUUUCUGCGGAUAUUGAGGACACUUCUCUAUGGGAAUUCAGUGUUUUUUAGUGUUCGCAAGAUUGAUGAUCCUAUUGGACUUUUGCCAGGACGAAUAAUUUUAGGCAUUAAUACGAGGGGGGUACAUUUUUUUUGUCCAGUUCCAAGGGAGUAUCUAUUUUCUGCCGAGUUACGAGACAUAAUGCAAUUUGAUAGGAGCAAUACUGUUAUUUCUUUUAAGAUGAAAGUUGCAAAUGUUCCUCAUAUAUUUCAAUUUGAUACCAAGCAGGGGGAAGAAAUAUGUGUUGCUCUUCAGACACAUAUAGAUGAUGACAUGUUGCGAUGCUACUCUAAAGCCCGCUCUUCUGCUAGCAGUUCGAUUAGUGGAGAUCUUCCUCCCAACGUGGAAGUGCAUAGGAUACGUGUUCAGGACUUGCCUAAAGCUCCUAAAAAAUCUCAAAGGAAUGUUAAUGAAGUGGCACUGCUGGAGAAAAAAAGCAUGGAAGCAAGGUUGGCCCAGUUGGGGGAUCUUAUGAUAGAGAUGAAUACCAAAAAAGAUUUGAUUGGGGCUGAUACCCAGUUGUUACAAAAGCUCCAAGGCGAGUUAAAACUUCGUAGUGAGGAGUUGCAUGCAGCAGAAGAUACUAUGAAUAAGCUGGUUAAUGAAAAAAUAUCAUUGGAAGAAAUGAUAUCUGGACUUGAAAAGAAGAAAGCUGAUGAGAUAGGUUUUCUUGAGAAAAAAUUUGAGCAAGAACGUAAAGCCUUAAAGUUUCAAGUACUUGAACUUGAAAAGAAGCUUGAAGGGGUCACACAAGAGUUGGCUGUUGUUGAGUUAACUCUUGCUGUCAGGAACUCUGAUUUGGCUUCAUUACAAAAUAAUCUAGAGGAAUUAGAGGCAUUGAGAGAAAUGAAAGCGGACAUCGAUACAAAAAAUGAGCAAACUGCUGCCAUUUUGAAGAGGCAAGAGGCUCAACUUGCUGAGUUGGAAGUGCUUUAUAAGGAGGAACAAGUUUUAAGAAAGCGUUACUUUAAUACUAUUGAAGAUAUGAAAGGUAAGAUCAGAGUUUUUUGUCGAUUAAGACCUCUUAAUGAGAAAGAGACUGCUGAAAAAGAAAGGGAUGCACUCACAAGUCCUGAUGAGUUUACAGUUGAACAUCCAUGGAAAGAUGAUAAGGCCAAGCAGCAUAUAUACGAUCAUGUAUUUGAUGGCAGUGCUACCCAAGAAGACGUGUUUGAGAAUACAAGGCAUUUGGUGCAAUCUGCUGUAGAUGGGUAUAAUGUGUGCAUAUUUGCUUAUGGUCAAACUGGUUCUGGAAAGACAUUUACAAUAUAUGGAUCUGAAAACAAUCCUGGACUUACUCCCCGAGCUACAGCAGAACUAUUUAAAAUUACAAGACGAGAUGGCAACAAGUUCUCAUUUUCAUUGAAGGCAUAUAUGGUGGAGUUAUACCAAGAUACACUUAUAGAUCUUCUUUUACCAACAAAUGCUCAACGCUUAAGAUUGGAUAUUAAGAAAGAUUUAGAGGGCAUGAUACAUGUAGAAAAUGUGACUGUUGUAUCAAUUUCAACAUUUGAGGAAUUGUUGAGCAUUAUUCAAAGUGGAUUUGAACAACGGCAUACAUCCGGAACUCAAAUGAAUGAAGAAAGUUCAAGAUCUCAUCUAAUACUCUCAAUUGUUAUUGAAAGUACCAACCUUCAAACUCGGUCUGUUGUGAGAGGAAAGUUAAGUUUUGUGGAUCUUGCUGGUUCAGAAAGAGUGAAGAAAUCAGGCUCUCUUGGUAGUCAACUUAAGGAAGCUCAAAGCAUCAAUAAAUCACUUUCAGCGCUUGGGGAUGUUAUUAGUGCAUUGACUUCUGGUGGUCAACACAUCCCUUAUAGGAAUCACAAGUUAACAAUGUUAAUGAGUGAUUCACUUGGUGGUAAUGCCAAAACACUCAUGUUCGUAAAUGUAUCACCAGCUGAAUCAAACUUGGAUGAGACACACAAUUCCCUAAUGUAUGCAUCUAGAGUUCGAUCAAUUGUGAAUGAUCCAAGCAAAAAUAUUUCAUCCAAAGAGGUAGUCCAAUUGAAAAGGUCGGUUGCUUAUUGGAAGGGGCAAGCUGGUAGGAAAGGGGAUGAUGAGGAGUUCGAAGAAAUUCAAGAAGAACGUCCAGCAAGAGAUAGGAAAGAUGACCUUCAAACACCAAGAACGUCCAGCAAGAGAUGUAGGACAGGUACGACAGGUGGCCGUCAUUUCAUGUAAUGUUUCUAUUAUGCGAGUUGCUUAAAACUUUCCUACAUAUGAAAAGUGCUUGAGAAGUUGUUAGUCACGGCUUUUGGGACAUGUGAGCUAGGGCAUUGGCAAGAGGUGCUGUAAUUAGUUUAGCAUGAUGAAGUUGUUUAGUCAGGGCUUUUGGGACAUGUGAGCAGGGCUUUGGGACACGUGAGCUAGGGCAUUGGCAAGAGGUGCUGUAAUUAGUUUAGCAGGAUUAAGUUGUAUAGCCGAAUGGUGUGUAUAUUUUGCUUUCUAUAUCCUAAAUCUAGUUGGUGAAAAUGAGUCAAUUGAUAGGAA